Bubalus bubalis (water buffalo) is the source of this 6634-nucleotide messenger RNA. It is a transcript of the gene ROR1, whose product is annotated as receptor tyrosine kinase like orphan receptor 1. Gene Ontology annotation, cellular component: signaling receptor complex. NCBI's taxonomy places the organism in Eukaryota, Metazoa, Chordata, Mammalia, Artiodactyla, Bovidae. The transcript has 9 exons. The record is from RefSeq and is a predicted model, not a curated record. Gene Ontology annotation, biological process: cell surface receptor protein tyrosine kinase signaling pathway; positive regulation of kinase activity; protein phosphorylation. The coding region runs from base 1167 to 3980 and encodes 937 amino acids. Gene Ontology annotation, molecular function: protein kinase activity; protein binding; ATP binding.
CUCAGUCGUGUCUGACCCUCAGCGACCCCAUGGACUGCAGCCUACCAGGCUCCUCCGUCCAUAGGAUUUUCCAGGCAAGAGAACUGGAGUGGGGUGCCAUUGCCUUCUCCACAGAAGGCCUAAGUAACAUAAUAAACACCAGGUCAAACUGAGAUCAUCACCUAUCUCCAAUUCUGAAGACAGAAAAACACCUUCUUUGAAGAGACCAAGGGGACACUGACAGAAACUGACUACAGAGAAAUCUUUAAUAAGUCUCCAAAAGGAAAUGGUACUGAUGACUUUGAUUUCAAUGCAGUGAAACUAGAAAUUGAAGACAAAAAUGAGAAACCAUAAAUCACUUUAUGGGUCAAAGAGAAUCUCAAAAGGGAAAUUGCAUGGUAUCACUAAAUGUUCUAUUACCCAGGGUUACACAGCUAAGAGAGGAAAAGCUGAGAUCGCUGCUAUCUGGGACUCCUAACUAAGUCAUUUAGCUACAGGUUUGCGAGCCAGAUAAACCUCCCUGAGCCUCGGUUUCCCUUUGUCAAGUGGCCCCGAGGUCCCCCCCGCUGCUCAAUUCGGGCUGCAGGUUUGAGGUGUCGUGGGGGAGGGGAGGGGAGCUUGCUAGAGGCGCGGGAACAACAACUCUCGGGACGUCCUCAGGGUGCGGGUGUUGAAAGGCGGCAGCAGAGGGCGCUGGGUCGCCGGCCUGGGUCCGCCUCUGCCAUUGGUCGGGGCCCAGGCGCUGGGCUGGAGAGUUGGUGGAAAGUGACAAGUUGAGGGAGGCUGAGAGCAAGAGAGCCAGCGCGCAGAGCGGGAGGAGCCGCCGCGGCCGCCACGGAAGGAGCCCCGGGACGGCAGCCCCCGGGCGCAGGGCGCGCUGUUCUCAGAGUCCGCGCGGGCGAGACUCGCCCUUCGCGAGUGCAACCCCGACAACCCGCGACUGAACUGACUGUCCAGCCGCGGCGAGGCUGCAGCCAGAGGGCUGGGGAGGGACCGCGCUUACAGGGUCCUGAGCGGCCGGGCGAAGGCGAAGGAGCAGGUUAGACGGACAAAGAACUUCGCAGACGCCCCUGGCAUCCUCCGGGGAGAGCGACCGGGACGAGGUGGCUGGGACCCCGGGCAGAACCCGUGGAUGUUCUGCGCGCGGCCUGGGAGCCGCCGCCGCCGCCGCCGCCGCGAGAGGAGGAAUGCACCGGCCGCGCCGCCGCGGGGCGCGCCCGCCGCUCCUGGCGCUGUUGGCCGCGCUGCUGCUGGCGGCGCGUGGGGCCACUGCCCAAGAAACAGAGUUGUCAGUCACUGCUGAGUUAGUGCCUACCUCAUCAUGGAACAUUUCAAGUGAGCUCGACAAAGAUUCUUACCUGACCCUCGAUGAGCCGAUGAAUAACAUCACCACCUCCCUGGGGCAGACGGCUGAACUGCACUGCAAAGUCUCGGGGAAUCCGCCUCCCACCAUCCGCUGGUUCAAAAACGAUGCCCCUGUGGUCCAGGAGCCCCGGAGGAUCUCCUUUCGGGCAACCAACUAUGGCUCUCGACUGCGGAUUAGAAACCUUGACACCACAGACACAGGUUACUUCCAGUGUGUGGCGACAAAUGGCAAGAAGGUGGUUUCUACCACCGGAGUCUUGUUUGUCAAGUUCGGUCCCCCUCCCACCGCAAGUCCAGGAUCUUCAGAUGAGUAUGAAGAAGAUGGAUUCUGUCAGCCGUACAGAGGGAUUGCCUGUGCAAGAUUUAUUGGCAACCGCACUGUCUACAUGGAGUCUUUGCACAUGCAGGGGGAAAUAGAAAAUCAGAUCACAGCCGCCUUCACCAUGAUCGGCACCUCCAGUCACUUAUCUGAUAAGUGUUCUCAGUUCGCCAUUCCUUCCCUGUGCCACUACGCCUUCCCAUACUGUGAUGAAACCUCGUCGGUCCCAAAGCCCCGGGACUUGUGUCGCGAUGAAUGCGAAAUCCUGGAAAAUGUCCUGUGUCAAACAGAGUACAUUUUUGCGAGAUCAAAUCCCAUGAUACUGAUGAGGCUGAAACUGCCAAACUGUGAAGAUCUCCCCCAGCCCGAGAGUCCUGAAGCUGCAAACUGUAUCCGGAUUGGAAUUCCCAUGGCGGAUCCCAUCAAUAAAAAUCACAAGUGCUACAAUAGCACAGGCGUGGACUACCGGGGCACCGUCAGUGUGACCAAAUCGGGGCGCCAGUGCCAGCCCUGGAAUUCCCAGUAUCCCCACACGCACACCUUCACCGCCCUCCGCUUCCCAGAGCUGAAUGGAGGACACUCCUACUGCCGCAACCCGGGGAAUCAGAAGGAAGCGCCCUGGUGCUUCACCUUGGAUGAAAACUAUAAGUUUGACCUGUGCGACAUCCCAGCAUGUGAUUCAAAGGACUCCAAGGAGAAGAAUAAAAUGGAAAUCCUGUACAUACUGGUGCCUAGUGUUGCCAUCCCCCUGGCCAUUGCUUUGCUCUUCUUCUUCAUUUGUGUCUGUCGCAAUAACCAGAAGUCGUCGUCACCACCUGUUCAGAGGCAACCAAAACACGUCAGAGGUCAAAAUGUAGAGAUGUCAAUGUUGAACGCGUAUAAACCCAAGAGCAAGGCUAAAGAGCUGCCUCUUUCCGCUGUACGUUUUAUGGAAGAAUUGGGUGAAUGUGCUUUUGGAAAGAUCUAUAAGGGCCAUCUCUAUCUCCCAGGCAUGGACCAUGCUCAGUUAGUUGCUAUAAAGACCUUGAAAGACUAUAACAACCCCCAGCAAUGGACAGAAUUUCAACAGGAAGCCUCCCUGAUGGCUGAACUACACCAUCCCAAUAUUGUCUGCCUUCUAGGGGCUGUCACUCAGGAACAACCUGUGUGUAUGCUUUUUGAGUACAUGAAUCAGGGAGAUCUCCAUGAGUUCCUCAUCAUGCGGUCCCCACAUUCGGAUGUUGGCUGCAGCAGUGAUGAAGAUGGGACUGUAAAAUCCAGCCUGGAUCACGGAGAUUUUCUACACAUUGCAAUUCAGAUUGCAGCUGGCAUGGAAUACCUGUCUAGUCACUUCUUUGUUCAUAAGGAUCUUGCAGCUCGCAAUAUUUUAAUUGGAGAGCAACUUCACGUGAAGAUUUCAGACCUUGGGCUUUCCAGAGAAAUAUAUUCUGCUGAUUACUACAGGGUGCAGAGUAAGUCUUUGCUGCCCAUUCGCUGGAUGCCCCCUGAAGCCAUCAUGUAUGGCAAAUUCUCUUCUGAUUCAGAUAUCUGGUCUUUUGGAGUUGUCUUAUGGGAGAUUUUCAGUUUUGGACUCCAGCCAUAUUAUGGAUUUAGUAAUCAGGAAGUGAUCGAAAUGGUGAGAAAACGACAGCUGUUGCCAUGCUCUGAAGACUGCCCACCCAGGAUGUACAGCCUCAUGACAGAGUGUUGGAAUGAGAUUCCUUCCAGGAGACCAAGAUUUAAAGAUAUUCAUGUCCGACUUCGGUCCUGGGAGGGACUCUCAAGUCAUACCAGCUCUACUACUCCUUCCGGCGGAAAUGCCACCACUCAGACAACCUCCCUUAGUGCCAGCCCAGUGAGUAAUCUCAGUAAUCCCAGAUAUCCCAAUUAUAUGUUCCCGAGCCAGGGUAUUACACCACAGGGCCAGAUUGCUGGUUUCAUCAGCCCACCAAUACCUCAGAACCAGCGAUUCAUCCCCAUCAAUGGAUACCCAAUACCUCCUGGAUAUGCUGCAUUUCCAGCUGCCCACUAUCAGCCAACAGGCCCUCCCAGAGUGAUUCAGCACUGCCCACCUCCCAAGAGUCGGUCCCCCAGCAGUGCCAGUGGGUCAACUAGUACUGGUCACGUGACCAGCUUGCCUUCAUCAGGAUCCAAUCAGGAAGCAAAUAUUCCCUUACUACCACACAUGUCGAUUCCAAAUCAUCCCAGUGGGAUGGGUAUCACCGUUUUUGGCAACAAAUCUCAAAAACCCUACAAAAUAGACUCAAAGCAACCGUCUUUGCUAGGAGACUCCAACAUUCAUGGACACACCGAAUCUAUGAUUUCUGCAGAACUGUAAAAUGUGCGACUUUUGUAAAUGUGGUAUACAGGAGAAACUAGAAAGUCGUAGAAAAGAUUUAUAUUCAAAUAUUUUUAUUAAAGUACGGUUCUCAUUUAGCAGACACUGCAACAAGUAUCUUCUGUGAAGUUUAACUGUGUCUUACCAACCAGGGCAGACACCAGCCAGAAAAGAAACUUUGUGGGAUCAACACUCCAUCAGGGUGUACGCCCUGGCGUUGGGACUGGGACAUCUGGUUUCAAGUACUGAACACUGUAAGCCAGUGAAGAGGAAAAGGACCUUAUGAUUAAGUAUCAAACCAAAAAGGAAAGUCAAAUGGUGCUUUAUGUAUUCACCUUUGGUCACCAUGACUGUUCUCUCUCCAAAAUGUAUAUACCGUAGAAUUUGUCUACCUGCUGUCUUUUCUUCAGGACAGAUGUUCAGGAAUUACAUUGAUUCAAUUUAGAUUCUGUGCAUGUUUGUGUGGAAGUGAUGUUCAGAAUCAAUGAGGAAACUUUAGGCCAAACUUAAAAUCCCAAAUGGAAAUGAGCCAUAAGACAAGUGUAAGUUUCUAAGACAAGUGUAAGUUUCUAAGACAAGUGUUAAGUUUCCGAAGCCUUCUAUACAGUGGGGCUUCUUGGAGGGUGAGUACGCUUCUCUGUGAAUCUCCUCUGUUGAUCAGGAAGGCCUUUUCCACAGUGUGUUUACACCAGCCCUUGAAAUAACUAGGGCAUCAGAUCGUAAGAAGGCUACAUGUGGAUGCUGAAGUUGAUUGUGGGUUGAUAGUUCUCUGUGUUGCAUUAGAAAUGAGGCACCAAAGGCAGCAUAGCCAGAAAAGUGGCCUCUUGGCCUAGAUCAGCAUCCGUGGGAAGGGAACAGGGUUCCCGUGGGGACAGCCUCACAGAAGCUUCCCUGGACCAAUAACAUUGAAGAAUAGAGGUGUGGCUACAGACCAGACCAUCUGUGCUUGCCUCCUCCUGCAUAUGAGUUGUCCAAGGUAUGGGAGUGCACACCAUCAGUGGACUCUGGGGCAGGAGGAACUCUUUGUUAUCAAUAUCUAGUUAAUUUAAAGUUUCUCACACUUUAUUUUCUUAUCUGGAAAUGUUCACAGAUUUUAUUCCAGCACCAACAGUUAUAUGACAAUUUAUCCAUAGAGUUAGUUGGAAUCCAAAGACUAUAAAUUCUAUUUGCAAAAUAUUACAUAUCUUUGAAAACCAAGUACUGAGUUCUCAGCAAACAUUUACCAUGAACUGAAUUUUUUAAGCUGGUAAGUAGAAGCAAAAUGAUCAUUUUUGCCUUAGUUAGAAGAAGGUAUCAAAUGUGCAUCUCAUGCCUUACCUGCUAGACAUCUUUUGCCAAACUUAGAGUUCUUAUGGGUUUCAAGUUUUGUAUAAAAAGGAAUAUUAUGAUUGAUGUUUCUCUUGUUAAACAAACAAACAAAAAACUCCUUUAUUCUAAGAACAAUGUCUCAAAGUCUCUCUUUUUUUUUUUUUAAUUUUACAGCUGAAGAGACUUGCAAAGAGACUUACAGGAUAUAAAAUAAUUCCUGGCAAUAAUAUUUGAUAAAGAGAAUGUAGGAUAAUUAGAAGCACAUUGACAUUUCAAUUUUGUAAAACAACAAAUUCAGUUUAGAUGAGAAAUCAAAGAAAUAUGUUUACAAAAAUGUGUGGCAAUUUUCCCAAACAAUGAAUCUUCAGACAACAAAUAUGGACCUAUAGGUAUUGUGAACAUAAAAAAUUGGCUAUAUUCAGAUUUAUUUGGAAAUAAAUUAAUACAAUUUUACGGCAUAAAUAAGCUGACUCAGCAGUUACAUUUUUUAACUUUAGGUAAAGGCGAAUAUUUGUAUCCUUUUGUUGCUAUGCAACUGUUUAAUGAUGAAGAUUCAACCACAGUUUUGUAUAUCAUAUGACAAUCAAUUGUUUUCCAAGAAUAUUUAUUAUUUUAAGGAAACACAAUUUCAGUGAAUCCGAGUUUUUCUAGGAGUCCCUUAAAGGGAAAUUAGCAUUCCAUGAGCCAGUAAAAUAUCUACUCUGGAAAAACAUUACUAUGGGUAAAAAAUAAAUUCAAGUUAGUUUUUUAUAAAGAACUAUAACAUUUAUUUUAAACAUUUUAUAAUUACUGAAGUCAUUAAGGUGAACAAACUAAAUUUCAAAACCACUUGUAAUAAUGUAUUUUAUAAAGCACUGUGAUACUGCAUAACACAGUCCCUUUUGUAUUAAAAUAGUAUUUUUUCAUAGACUGAAAAAUAUCUUUUGCUUUGUGGACAACAUUUUGUAAGAUGACUUUAUUUUCAGAUCUUUUCCCUUUUUUUGCACAAAACUAUGUUUAUGGUUUGUAUCACAGAAAUGAAAUAUAUCUCUGCAUUUUUAUAUCUGGUCUGUUUCCUUGUUUCCUUUGUUUUUAACUCGAUAUAGAUUUUUUUUUUUCCGAAUAUAUAAUGGCACUACUCAGAUAUCUUGCCCUAUCUUUCCUUAUUUUCACUGCAUGCAUUUAAUCACUGUAUUACUUAAUGUUUGAUUUGUUAUUAUGGGCAUUUCAAAUAGACAAGCAUGAAAUUGUAAUGACAAGAAGCCUAUUUUAUAUUGAGGAUAUAUGCAUUUGUAUUUCACACACCAGAGAUAUUAAACACUGAUUAUUUUAUGCUGCUGUUUAUUAAAAAUGUUUACCAUAAACUA